Molecule: messenger RNA, 1401 nt
Organism: Papaver somniferum (opium poppy)
Lineage: Eukaryota; Viridiplantae; Streptophyta; Magnoliopsida; Ranunculales; Papaveraceae
Exons: 5
Coding region: 1-1401 (466 amino acids)
Source: RefSeq, a predicted model, not a curated record
AUGAGUUCCAAAUUUGAAGAAAUGCGGCUUGCUUCAUGGAACGAUCACCAAGUUAAGUCCAAUUCAAUUGUGCAAAGGUGCACAAGUUUGUGUCAAAAUGUUGGUGCUAAUUGGCAUGUCCUAACCGUUGAGAACAAGAGCAAACAGGCCAUUACUAUUGAGGUUGAUGGGGUUCAUAUUUCUUUUGUUCAUGCUAAUUAUGUUCAAGUUACUAGGAGAAGACUUUCGCAGCAACUUAAUUUCCAAGAUGAUUUUAUUCCAUGGCUUGUUAUGGGUGAUAUCAAUUGUAUUCUUCGGGAUGAUGAGAAAAAGGGAGGUCUUGAACCAAGAACUUCAGCUAUAAAUGAAUUUUCAGAUUGGUUAGAUGACAAUGAUCUUUUUGAGGCAGAUUCUUUGGGUACAAAAUUCACGUGGACAAAUAGGCAGUCGGCUCUUCCUAGAGAAGUUUCCGACCAUUCUACUCUCUUGGGUUAUCCUUUUGCUGUUCCAAAACCUAAGAGAGCUCUGUUUUGUAUUCAGAAGAUGUGGUUCUUGCACGCUGAUUUUCUUCGUAUGGUCAAUGAAAGUUGGAAUAUUCCAUCUCAUGGUUCUCUUGACUUCAUAUUUACUUAUAAACUCAAGAGACUAAAGGGGGAGAUCAAGGAAUGGAAUCUUGCGGUUUUUGGUAGUUUUUAUUCUCGGUUGAAACAAGAUCAACUGAGGUUUGAAUCGGCUUCUCUUUACUCGGAUGAGGAUCCAAAUGAUGUUACCAAACUUAAUAUUAUGAAAGAUGCUAUGGCUAGGCUUAGUGAAACUCGGCUUCAGCACAACACUAUGCUUAAGCAAAAGGCAAGGAAUCAGUGGCUUGUGGAGGGUUCAAGCAAUACUACUUUCUUUCAUAAUAGUAUUCGCAUUCGUAGAAGUUCUAAUACUAUUUCUGAAUUAGUAGAUGGUGCUGGCAAUACUAUUUCAGACUAUAACCAAAUUCGAGAUCAUGUUGUGCAUUAUUAUGAAGACAAGUUCAAUGGCCAAGAGCUGGACUAUGAUGCUAGCUCAUUUGAUUAUGAGCAUCCUAGCAUCUCGGAGGCGGAGAGUCUUGCCAUGGACAUAAUUCCUUCCACGGAUGAUAUCAAACAAGCAGUUUUUGAUUUAGGAGCGGACAGUGCACUGGGUCCAGAUGGUUUUUCUGGUUGCUUCUAUCGUCAUUGUUGGGAUAUUAUUCAGGAUGAUUUGAUUAAGGAUAUUACUUAUUGUUGGGGUACUGGUCACAUUCCAAAUGGCAUCAAUUCAAGCCUUAUCAUUUUACUUCAGAAGAUUCUUGCUACUAGGCUAGGCAGUAUUUUGGAUAAUAUUGUUUCUGAAGAACAGGUUGCGUUUAUGAAAGGGCGUAAUAUCCAUGAAAACAUUAGUUUGGCUUCUUAA